Penicillium salamii is the source of this 963-nucleotide messenger RNA. Lineage: Eukaryota; Fungi; Ascomycota; Eurotiomycetes; Eurotiales; Aspergillaceae. The record is from the annotation of a GenBank genome assembly.
AUGGCUUCUCCCCAGCCUCCUAAAUUGGAGGAAAUCGACACCAAGUCGAUCAUCUCGAUGCAAGAACUAGAUCCCUCGCCCGUGGAAGAUCCUGUACAAGGCGAAUACUUCCCCGAGCCUCCUUCAAAUGGUGGUUAUUCACAGCUUGGCCUCAGCGGCCAUCGAUGGGACAAAUGGUUAACCCGCAUACAAAAAUACUCAACCUACCCACCGACAGUCUUCACCAUCUUGCAUUUCACCAAUACCUCACUGAUCCCACUGGUCACUCGCUCCGUGCCCUCAAGCGAGUCCUACCUACUGCUCACACGUCCUAUCUACCAAGCCCCAGGGUUGGAACACCUCGUCCUCACCCUCCCGGUACUAGCCCACAUCAUCUCCGGCGUGGCUCUGCGCAAUAUCCGCGGAGCACGUCGCGCCAAAAUGUACGGCGCUGAGACUCGCGCUCAACGGAAUACGCUCUACUUCUGGCCGCGUGUGUCCCUGCAAGCUCGCUCGGGAUACUUCGUCGUACCUCUGAUUGGUCUCCAUGUACUCGUCAACCGAGCUACGCCCUUAGCCGUGGAUGGCGGUAGUUCAGGGGUGGGGCUAGCGUAUGUUGCGCAUGGCAUUGCCCGAAGUCCCAUAUUCUGGAACGCAUUUUACUUUUUCUUUGUGACUGCGAGCGUGUGGCAUUUUGUGGGUGGAUGGGCAACUUGGAUGGGAUGGCGAGUCACUACGGUGCGCAAAGAACGAGGGCAGAAGCCCUCUUUGGAUGGCUUGCUUGGGUUUGCGGACAGCACCACCCGAUCUAAGAGACAGCGCAAGAUGUGGUGGGUGGUGAAUGGUGUUGCAGCUGCUGGAGCUGCUUUCUGGUUGGCGGGUGCUCUGGGCAUUGUUGGGCGUGCUGGCGAGGGUGCUGGUUGGGAAGCCAAGGGCUGGAAUGAGAUGUAUAGCCAAGUGCCCAUCAUUGGAGAUUGGUUGUGA